This is a messenger RNA of Penicillium daleae, 804 nucleotides long. RefSeq lists its product as uncharacterized. The transcript has a single exon. Bases 1 to 804 code for a protein of 267 amino acids. Lineage: Eukaryota; Fungi; Ascomycota; Eurotiomycetes; Eurotiales; Aspergillaceae. The record is from RefSeq and is a predicted model, not a curated record.
AUGUUCGCUGAAGAAAGCCGGUUAGAGACCCUGACGUCAUCUGGCCAUCAGGCAAAGCAUAUCAAAACUUCCUCCUUCAAUAACUACUUUGAAAUCUUUCAGUUCUUCAAUUCUUCAGAAUUCCAAACUAUUGUCCAAUUCAUCAUUACUGGUACAUAUAUCUUUGAUCACUCCCCCUGUCAUCAAACCAUCGACAUCAAGAUGCCCCAGACUCGCAGUCAAGCCGCGCAGCCAGCCCAACCACCCAAGGAAGCUACCUACGCACAAGCUUCCAAUCCAGUAUCACAAACACCAUCCGAGCAGCGAGCACCAGUCCCUUCACGUCAAUACGGCGACCCAACUGCAUCAAUCACCCGCGGCCCCAGCUCCCAGCCAUCCAACGACGAAGCCCGUGCCCACCUAGACGCCCAACACCAACAAGAACGCAAGCAAAUGCAAAGAUCCUCCGACGUCGACCUAGAAUACGGAGUAGAGCAGCAACCUGCUGAGGGAUAUAUAGCCGACUCAGUCGUGCGCAAGGGCAUGGGGAUGCAACGGGCACAAGCUGGUGCUCACGCCGGGCCUGUUGGCAGUGCUGCCGGGCCUGGACAUCCGGGGUUUGGCGAUGAGACAGAUUUCGCGGCGAAUAUGGAUCAGAAGAGGACUGAUCAUGAUCGGAUUCUGGGUGAUAAAAUUGGACGUAGUCCUGCGGGUCCGGAUUAUGAUGUUGCGGAGAGGGAGGCUGUGAGGGAAGGAAAGAUGAAGAGGAAUGAGGAAGUUGAGGAAGCGCUUAAGGAAUCAUCGGGUACGCCUGUUGUUGGUUGA